Molecule: messenger RNA, 8848 nt
Organism: Bombyx mori (domestic silkworm)
Lineage: Eukaryota; Metazoa; Arthropoda; Insecta; Lepidoptera; Bombycidae
Exons: 10
Coding region: 351-2258 (635 amino acids)
Biological process (GO): positive regulation of gene expression; regulation of transcription by RNA polymerase II
Cellular component (GO): nucleus; mediator complex; core mediator complex
Molecular function (GO): transcription coregulator activity
Source: RefSeq, a predicted model, not a curated record
UGUAGCUAAGAAAACACUAAAAUCAAAUUGAUUAAAUAAUGGUAACAUCAGAAGCUGUUUGGCCAAGAUAAAUUAGUCAAUUAAAACCAACAUAUGAAAUGGUGGACAGCGCCAUCUAGUGCGUAGUUAUGCAAAAUUAAAGUUAAUCCGUCAAAAGAAACGGAAAAACACGAGUGUGCGUCGCCCAUGGAGUUAAUAAGUAAUAGUAACUCCAUGGCGUCGCCUCAGUAGAUAUCAGCUGAAUUAUUCGGCUAAAAUGCCCUGGCACGGGCAUACGUAGUCGUCGGUCCGCCAUUACGACGCAGCCGAAGACACGUUCGUCGUAUUUAGUUAAAUAUUUUGGUUUAUAAAUGAGUAAUAACGCUCAUGAACUAAGUAAUCGACUUCUGAAUGCGUUGGAUAACAAUUACAAUGUUGUGGACAUGCACGCCGUUAACGAAAUCAUAUCCAUUUUGGAAAAAAUCAAUAUUACAAAAGAGCUGUUGGAGACCACCAGACUUGGCAAGCACGUGAACGAGUUAAGGCGGAAGACCUCAGACCCGACUCUAGCGCGUCGCGCCAAGGUCCUAGUCAAGAGAUGGAGGGACCUUGUCAUACCUGUAGCUUCACCGGGGCACACAGGAUCAAAUCGUUCGUCAGCUGAGCGGCAGAUCCGUCGGCUUGGAGGGAACACUCCGCUGACGUCGCCUGCCCUGUCCCGGGUGGCUAGUCCGGCAUUGUCCAGUCCAAGACCGUUGUCAAGGCCAGCAUGGGGUGGAUACGAGUCGGACUCGCAGGACGUGAUCCUGGUGGACGACGAUCCUCCUCCUCCACCAGCUGUCGUACCGCACAAACCUGUCACACCACCCGUGAAAAGGCCGCCAUCCGUCGAAGCGGUAUAUGAUGAGAAAAAAGCGAAGAGAGACAAAAAACCCAAGAAAAAAAGAGUUCACAGUCGCGCCGGGUCCGGCUCGGAGACCACAGCGGAGCCGGGGUGGGGGGCGCGCAACGGGGCCGCCCCCCACCGCCGGAACGGGACCCGGCCCCCCGACCCCUACGCCGCGCUCGUGCACCGCCUGCCGCCCGCCGGGGGCAAGAAGGUGAAGACAACAAAGGAACUGCUAGAACAGAUUCAGUCACGAGGGAAACCCCUCUCCCCCGGCUCCCCGGUGGCCUCCCCGCCCGCCUCGCCUGACGUCAUGCUCAUUGAACCUGAACCGUGUCCUGUAAAGGUGAGCUCCCCGCUUCGCAACGGUUCAUCUCCGGCGCCGGCGGUGACGACCCCGGUCCCCGCCGCGCCCGUUUUCAUCUCCGAGAUGGAGGAAGAGGGCGUGGAGUGCACGUGCGGGGAGGAGCAAGAGGACGAACACUGUCCGGCGGCGAGCCGGCGGGUCCUGCAGCCGCUGCACGUGCACGCGCUGCACCACACGUACGUGCCCGGCGUCAACGGCACGCGAGCGCCCCCCCUGCCCCACCCCUUCGCGGUGCGGCCCCCCGCCAGACCUGACGACCCCGAUCUCUUUACCAGCGUCGUACCCCUGUACAAUUACUCAGAUUAUGCGGACGACUACUGUGUCAAAAACAUGUCGCGGGUUCCGAUCUGUCCGCACCUACCGUGGACGGAGUUCGCGCCUGCGCCCCCCUCGCCGCCUCCACCCCCGUCGCCCCCUCCGAUUCGUCCCUAUCCGGUAGACGAGCCGGUGGUGAAGCGGGAGCCGGAAGACCCGGAUACCGAUCCAGAGGCCGGACUCGACGACCGGCCCGACGGUAAACCUAAACCAGACUCUUCGAAGGUUGAGUCCGAGAUGGUUGGCGUCCCGAGCCUCGAGCCAAGCGAGCGGCUCAAGGCGCCGCUGCUCUCCAACGAAGAGGAGACGCAGUUCGGCAAGAACGAGCCUCACCCUCGGAUGGAAGUCGAAGAGCAGUUCGAGACUGAACCCCAGGAGCACCGCACCGUCGAGAGAACGAAAGAGGUGAAGCCGGAGAAGAAAGAGGAGACGGUGGACGGGCGGACCCUGGUGGCGCUGUGCUCCCGCGCGCUGGACAGCACGCGCUACGACUACACGCAGAUGAGCCGCGCGCCCGUGCUGGCGCUGCCGGAGCACGAGGGCGCGCUGCGGGCGGCGCUGGCGGGCGCGGCGGAGGGCGCGGCGGCGGGCGCGGCGGCGGGCGCGGUGGACGCGCUGGGCCGCCCGCCCCGCCCCGCGCAGUUCGCGGAGUGGCACGAGUGCGCCACGCUGGGCGACGUGCUGGCGCUGCCGUAUGUCGUCAUCGACUGAUCCGACCGAACCUGUGCCAAACGGUCACCGACCAAGUGCCCUUAUAUUAGUUACGUAAGCUCCCGCUCUUGUAUAUAUACACCGGUGCCGCUCGAAUAUGUAAAUACGGACUCUGUCUCGCUUCCUCCGCCCCCCCCCCCCUCUCGCUCGCACACGACGCGAACACCUGGUACUCUCCUAGGAUACGUUUUUGAAGGUGUCACCAAUUUGUAUAACGUUAAGUUUUGUGUAAUACGACAUCAACUACUGUAAGUUUGAAAGGAACCAAACUCUAAAGCUUCCUCGAGUACAAAACCGACACACGACACAUCGAACAACGUGUAACAACAACCCCGGUCGAUUUUUGUUAAUUAACAUCGAUAAUUAUGAUUACUUUAAGUAAUGAUUUACAUGACAAUAACAAAUACCACACACACAUAUAACAGUAGAUAAUAUGUAAGAAUAAAGUUUCAUAUAUACAAAUCUUCUCUGGCGUGUGUGACUGAACUCUUCGUAAAAGGUUGACCGAUUUUAGGCCUAUUCAAGUGGAAUGUUCGAGAAUGGUUUAGAAUCACAAUUCGGUCCGCUACAAAAAUGUUUCAAAAUUUUUUAUAAUAUAAAAUUCUCGUUAAAGUUAUUAUAUUAUUCAACAAUGUUACAUAUUAAAAAAUUGUAAAAAUUUUUUUUAAUGUUUCUUUUUUGUCAAUACUUAUUGGGACUUUAAAUGUAUCUUUUAUUUGCUUCACUCUUGCAUAACUUGUUUUAUAUUUAUACGGAGUGUGACUAUAGUCCGUCCGACAAGUGAUGAUAUACAACAUUGAAAUAUAUUUUUUUACGUCUUUAAAAAUACCAGCUGUAUAUAGAAUAUCGGCUUUGUACUUAUUUAUCUCUAGUUUUUGUUUCUGCGCUUUAAUACUAAAUUUAAAUUUGGAAGUGCGACUUGAAAAGUCGAAAUCCGACUUUAAAGCUCUAUUGUCGGGCUUUUUUUUCUCAUUACUGCAUAACGAGCCAUUGCUAUUCAAUUAACGUUGUCUUUUUAUACUAAAUUUUAUAUUGUACACGCUUCUACCAAUAAUGUCCCUAUAGUAUGCCUCGCUUUCGCAGGGUUGUUGUUACACGUCAAUAGGAAACUGGACAGUUCUAGUUUUGUCCGAAAACCGGCUACAUUGCGUGUGACGUCAUUUGUGGCCAAACCAAACUAUAGAUCCUUCACAAUGAUCAAUCACAUAAGACCUCGUGCGCUGUUAUCGGUUUACAGCUUGACAGGAAAAGAAAAUCCAAUAGAAUUAUUCGAUAUUAUUCAGUGGUUAAUGAUAUUAAUCGUUAAUAUCAUACAAAAUAGCGAUUGAACGAUUUUAAAAUAAGUAAUUAUGAUCUUGAUUGAUGAUUAAGCGAAACGGAAUAUGUAUGUUUGUUUGCAAUUAAGUUGUAUAUACAUAUGUUUAAGUUUGAUGUUUGAAAUGUCCCGUCACACUUAUGUGAAAAUGGUCUUUUUUUUUUUUAACGUUUUGUGAUAUCACCUUUUGUAUUUGAUGUUUUGCUUUCAAAAUGAGUUUUUCCUUUUUUGUUAACUGUACAGAUUUUUUCGAUAAAUUAACUCUGUUUGCUGUCAACUGUACUCUGAAGUCGUUAACAUAUUGAAAGCAAAGUAACAAGAUAUUUUGUAAAAAAAAAAAAUUCGACACGAAUUCAUUAUAUUGAAAUGUUAGUUUAAGAAGUGCUCUCACUCGUUAUGAUGAUUGGCAUCAUUUGAUAGACAAUCAGCAGCCUCUCGUACCCGAAUGUGAUGAAACAAAGGAAAAUAAACCUUAACGUAGUUAGUUAAAGUGUUACAAUUGUAUAUACAAAUAAUGGAUCCACGCAUACAACAUAAUGUUGCCGACGGUGAAUUAAAAGUAAAUUUAAAAAAUUUAGCUGAACUAAUUCAGUUGUUUUUGUUGACGGCACUAAACCUUUGGUACAGUAGAUUGGGGGAAUCGGGACGCUUUCCAAUUCCAACACACAUUUCAGCGGUUUUUCUUAGGUUAAUACCAAUAAAAUUGAGUUUAAAACGGUUCCAGAGGUUAAAAUUGUCAUAUACGAUGCGUUAUUAUGCAUAGUUCAUUGAUAAAUAUACACAAAAACUUAAAAAACUAGCUUGACCUGAUCCACCUUGGCUUUUGGGGUGAUUCGGGUCACGUAUGGGGACAAUAGAGUUUUUCGAUAGGGGUGGCACUGUUUAGUUGUUAGGUAGGUAGUUAGUUACCUUUAGGUAAUUAACUUUUCAAUAUCUUUAAUCAGUUACAAAGCUCUGAUGACUAAAUUAAACUACUUAGUAUUCAUAAGCACUAAAUAAAAGUCCUUUUCAAUUCAACAAAUUUAAAUCUCACAAAAGCAUCGUGACAACUCAGACUUGUCCUUAUUCUACCCCUAGUCCAUAUUCCCCCCAAUCUACGGUACGGUCAGCAGAUUCGGAAGUUCAAAUGGGAUUGUUAAGUGUCAAUCUGUAUUCACUCCACGGUGUAUUAAUGGGUGUGUUUGUCACGCACACAGCAUCGCCACCACUCGGCGAUAUUCCGAUGUGUUCGAUUUGUGUAUAAUAAUAAUAAUAAUUGAGUGUAGUUACGGACGUCGGGACGCGGGCUCGCCCACACCCUCCCCCCAACCUAUCCAGUCCCCCCGCCCCUCCGCGAGCCAGCGUUCAAGACGCGCAAAGAGAAGAUUGACCAAAAAGAAGAAAAAGAAAAUAUGUGUAUUUUUGUAAUAAAGAAACGUUAUAAUAUUAAUUGAAAAAAAAAAUGUGAUUCCUUGUAAAUAAAAAUUGAUUGAGAAUUUCUGAUUUCUUUGGUUAAUAAAUAACGAAAUAAAUGUGCGUUUACCAAGUAAAAUUAUGUUAUUAGACAUAUGAGGUUGUCAGGGCAAAAGUAGCCUAAGUUUAUCAUAGUUAGUAUGGAAGUGAUGAGGUUUGAAUCUACUCUUACACUGCUUCGUUGGCAAAAACAAUACGCGCCAAAAUAAACAUUUUUACAAAUCUGUUAUCUAUGGGUCAAACUAGGGAUAGGUCGGUUUUGCAUCAAAAUUGAUUGUUUUUAAAAUAAAUUUCAUUAUCUAAGCAAAAGAAUUUGAAAAUUUCUGCCUUAGGUCACUUUGGUGCUGACGGUCUCAUAUAUACUUAUGUAUAAAAAUGAAUGUAUUUCUAACGUUACACGGAUUGGCUCACUGAUUCACAUGCGCCGCGCCCCAAGCAAGAUUGUGCAGCUCCGCGGAGUCUGUAGGCAGUUGUUUUCUAAACACCUCACGUAUACCUGCCCACUAUCAGUGUGCUUAGUGCGAGUUUUUUAACGUUCACGAUAACGUAAAAGUUAGCCCAAUUUUGUAUGCAGUUGGAACAGCGCCCCUAGCGGCAAACGAUCCCAUUCCAUACAAAUAUGAGCCAACUUUUACGCUUUCGAGAACGUUAAAAAACUCGCACUAAGCACACUGAUGUUCGUUUAUACCACGAAGCAAAAAAGCGUUUCGUUUUGAGGGAUCAAUGAUGACCCAAAGCUUAUUGAGGCUCCGACCUCAAAUUCGUUCCGCCAGACGUCAGAAACUAUUGGACAUUGUCGUUGUCAUAGCGGUAUGUUGACGUUAUUGUGACCAAUGUUCCGCGGAGUGUGUCUUAAUACAGUUUUACGAAUGAAGGGUGCCUUUGAAAUGAUCUCGUCUGCGUGGACUGCCUUCUCAACUGAUAACGUGAAAGCGAACAUGGCAUAUCAGCGUGCUUAGUGCGAGUUUUUUAACGUUCUCGAUAGCGUAAACGUUAACUCUUUGUAUGGAGUUGCAACAGCGCUCCUAGCGGCAAACGUUCAAUUCCAUACAAAUUUGAAUUAACUUUUACGCUAUCGAGAACGUUAAAAGCUCACAUUAGGCACACUAGUGCGAGUUUUUUAAUGUUUUCGAUAGCGUAAAAGUUAGCUCAUAUUUGUAUGGAAUGGGAUCGUUUGCCUACGUUUGCCGCUAGGGGCGCUGUUCCAGCUGCAUACAAAUUUGGAUUAACUUUUACGCUAUCGAGAACGUUAAAAAACUCGCACUAAGCACUCAGAUUGUCUACACGCGCUACUCCUUGGCAUUAAACAAUUCAAAUGUUACUUUAUCACAGAAUAUUAUUUCGUAAUACAUUUUCGAUACAUUUUAGUGUUACGGUGGUUAGUUACCAGUUUGAACAAUUGUUGAAUUAUAUAUAUAUUUAAAAAAAAAUAUUGAUCUGUACGCGACUGUACGCGCUGUCUUAAGAGAAAAAUACAGGGUGCAUUUGUGUAUUUGAGAACAAAGCGAAACGAAAACACUCGGGAUUGAGAAUCGAGAGGUUCGGUCGAAUUUAAAUCAUUCGGUUUUUUUUAAACGAUUAUAUCGAGAGGUUAAAGGUUAUUCGGCUUAAGCGAAAUUUCUCUUAAUACGCGACAUUUAUCUUUGUAAUUAAAGGUCCGUUUUAUUUGGUAUUAACAUUUAUCAGCAUCAACAGUUCGAUGUUUUUAAUUGAACUUCAAUUAAGUUUACCCCAUUCAAAUAGUUGAAGUAUUUUUUUUUUGUGUAUUAUUAUAUUUUUUCCAAAUUUCAAAAUUUAAAUGGCUCUGCCGUGAAGUUGCAAAAAUUUCUCAAAUUUAAAACCUACAAGCGUAUAAUUAAUUAUUUACUGCAAUACAACAAAAUUGAGUGUUUGUUUUACAAAAAUUGUUCGAUUCCCAAUAGUGAUAAACGUCUUUAUAAACGCGCUAAAUUUCGACAACUUUGUUGAAUUUUUGUUUUUUAAUUUCAAUGACAUUUUGACGAAUUUGAUAUUGUCCCAUAAAACAAUUUGUAUAGUAUUGUAUGAUUUAAGUGAUUUAUAUCGGAGAUGAGCGUAUGAGUGCCGCGCCAAGGGACCGCUAUGUCGCAUCAGGCAAACGGAUCACGUCUAGAGAUAAGCAGUAAUCGUAUUGUUGUUUUUAGCUUUUAAUUUUGUUGUACGAUUGUUUGGGCGUUGAAGAAAAAUGUUUUUCUAUUUGUUUAGUAAAGAAUCGGGCGAAUCGUCUCUAAGACUAUAUCCGUUUUGUCAUAUCUAAAUCAAUAUCAAAUUUGAAAGUCGUUAUAAUCAUACUAUCUAGCCGAGAAACAGAGAUAUCUUAGCGUUAUUUUACGUUUUACCAGAACGUGUAAAAUCGUAAAGUACUUAAAGCGUAUUAAAAUUGUAAAAUAUUUUAUAGGUAACCCUUCUAUAACACGGUAGAUACGUUCCUACAAAGGUCCGCGUUGUGCGAAACCAUGUUAUAUGAGACUAGAAGUCGGUACAAAAACGUGGGUACUUUUGUGAAUGGAACAUCUCAACUAUGCCUCUAUGUAUGUUUUUAAUUAUUAUACAUAAACAAAUAGCUGUAAAAUUUCGCUUAUUCCCAUUAUAUUGUCUGUUCAUGGUUCCUAAUGUAAUUUUCUAAAUAAUUUUAAACAAAAAUCUCGUUAUCGUGUUGUAGAAUGACCGCGUUAUAACAGGGUUUUGGAUUAUUUUUCUUUCCGUGUUAGAGUGAAACCGUGUUAUAGGGAGUGUUAAUUGUUCAUUGAAUUUUCUUGAUACCGUAAAAUCUCUUAUCUAAAUGGUACAUUCAAGUAUGUUUUGUUUCGGAGUUCGUAAACACGCUUCGAACCUCGAAUCGAAGUGAUGAUGGGACCACGUAUGUCCCUCUAUUAGAAAUUAGGGUACAGCGUUUUGAUACACGAAAUUUAAUGAAGUGAUGUUUCGUUAAGAUCUGUGUGCUUAGUGCGAGUUUUUAACGUUUUCGAUAGCGUAAAAGUUAACUCGUAUUUGUAUGGAGCUUGGAACGUUUGCCUACGUUUGCCGCUAGAGGCGCUGUUCCAAUUGCAUACAAAUACGAGUUAACUUUUACGCUAUCGAGAAUGUUAAAAAACUCGCACUAAGUACACUGUUGAAAAGACAUGAAUAAAUUUGGCUCGCGCAGCCUCGAGUGUACAGGGUUCGUUAUUGUCGGUCACGUGUGGCAUUCCGCUGUGUGUGUGCGGUAUCAAUAAAUAGAUUUGACCAAAUUUUUUUUUAUUCAUCUUUCCGUUACAUGUUGUUUCAUUCCAUGAGAAUUGUGGAUUUAGUGAUUUGAUAAAAAAUUUUCGUCCCGAUAUGUUGUAACCAAAAGUGAUGCUAGUUGAUUUGUCGCGUGUCUGCGCGAAGGUCCGUCGUAGACGCGUCCGUAAUUACGAAUGUGAAACCAAACAAAAACAAAUGAGCGCUCUGUAAAUCACUCUACUCUUUGAAAUAUAACACAUUCGCAGUUUCGAACGAAUCUCGAUGGGUCGCGUGUGAUUGAUACUAUCUCAAUAUCUUUAAGUUUCUCGUCCGUGUGGUUGUUUCCACGUGAAAAUGUAAAGAGAAAAUGUUUGUUGGUUGUGUGUCGCUCUGAACUAUAUAGUUAGUGUAAACGCGUGUUGGUUUGUCGUUGAUGAGACAGAGGCGAAGUGUGCGCGGAGGGAGAGGCCUUAUGUACGAGGGGCGCGGGCGACGCCGGGCACUGAGCUUGUAUAGGUAUCCGCAGGCUGCCUUCAAGGACUCGAUCCGAAACUUUGGUAAAAUAUUAUAUAAAAGCGAAAUAUAUGUGUUUUUAUUACGA